AUGGCAUCCAUGGCGUCCAGAAUCUUCGCCAUCACCGGCGGCGCAUCCGGCAUGGGCGCCGCAACUGCCCGACUCCUCGCCCACCGCGGUGCAGGAGCAGUCGCAGUGGGCGACCUAUCCACACAACACUUCACCGAUCUGAAAAACUCCAUCAAGAAGAUCAAUCCCUCCACCGAAGUCCACUGCAGCUCUCUGGACGUGACGUCCUCAUCCGCCGUCGACAAAUGGGUGCAGACGAUCGUAUCGACCUUCGGGGAUCUCCACGGCGCCGCCAACGUCGCUGGAAUUCCUCAGGCUGCGGGGGUCCGCCAGGCGCCUAAUAUCCUCGAAGAGGCCGAGGAUGCCUGGAAGAAGAUCCUCAGCGUCAAUCUAGACGGGGUCUUCUACUCCACGAAGGCGCAGGUCCGGGCCAUGAAGGACGGGCAGAAGGGCGAUCGCAGCAUUGUCAAUGUCGCCAGUGUGGCGUCCCAGAUGCAUGCUCCGGAUGUGUUUGCGUACGGGACGUCAAAGGGGGCGUGUGCACAUUUCACGGCCUGUGUGGCCAAGGAUACGGCGCCGUUUGGUAUUCGCGUGAAUACGGUGUCGCCAGGAGCCACGAUGACACCCAUGCUGGGCAAGUUUAUGCCGGAGGCAAAGACGGAUGAGCAGCUGAAGGAGUCUUGGAAGAAGUGGGGUCUGGACAUUAUUGGGCCGGAUGAUGUAGCUCGAACGAUUGUGUGGCUUUUAAGUGAAGACUCGCGGCCAGUGUACGGGGCCAAUAUCAAUGUCGGGGCUGGUAUUCCUUAG
Molecule: messenger RNA, 786 nt
Organism: Aspergillus steynii IBT 23096
Lineage: Eukaryota; Fungi; Ascomycota; Eurotiomycetes; Eurotiales; Aspergillaceae
Gene: fgaDH
Product: chanoclavine-I dehydrogenase easD
Exons: 2
Coding region: 1-786 (261 amino acids)
Source: RefSeq, a predicted model, not a curated record